AUGAAACUCCGAUCGCUGCUAUCCACAUGCUCCGCCACCAUCUGCACCACCACCACCACACCACAAAAAGAAAACUCUGAACCACCACAACCCAAACUCCUAUUCUACGAAACCAGCAGCACCAUCUCCGAUGCAACCACCGCCGCCACCAGUCCGUCACUGGAUACCAGUUACAAUUACAGUUCUGGCAGCAGUCUCCAUAGCAAUCUCUCCCUUCAAACUCUACCCUCCGUUCCCUCCCUCCAAAAAUUCUCCCCUGACACCCUAAACCUAACCGUCUCCCAUGGCUAUCUCACCUCCCUUAAACCCUCACCGGCAGCCCAUGUCAAUUUCCUUGCCGUCCAUAACCACCUUCUCUACGCCGCCUCCGGCAACCGCAUUCACGUAUUCAAUACCACAACGUUCGCGCUACUUGAAACCCUCACCGUCAACAACUCGUCGUCAGGCUCCGUGAAAUCUGUUACUUUUCAAAACGGAAACGUGUUGACGUCUCAUCAGGAUAGUAAGAUCCGAGUAUGGAAAUUAAUGGAAAACAAACGGCACAAACAAUCAGCGACACUCCCGACGUUAGAGGAUCGGUUGCUCCGAUCAAUUUUACACAAAAAUUACGUCAAUGUCCGCCGUCAUCGACGGCGGUUAUGGAUCCAACACCAGGACGCCGUCACCGGACUAGCCGUGAUCAACGAUAACCUAAUGUGUUCCGUUUCAUGGGACAAAUACUUGAAAAUCUGGAAAACUUCAAAUUUCCGAUGUGUCGAGAGUAUCAAAGCUCACGACGAUGCAAUCAACGCCGUCGUAGUGGCUGCCGACGGCACUAUUUACACCGGAUCCGCCGAUCACCGGAUUAAAGUUUGGGGAAAGCCAAUCGGCGAGAAUAAGCAUGGGUUGAUUGCGACGUUGGAGAAGCACAAGUCAGCUGUGAACGCACUUGCUAUUAACGACGCCGGAUCGGUGUUGUUUUCCGGCGCCUGUGACCGAUCGAUUUUGGUGUGGGAGAAGGAAGACAGUGCAAAUCAUAUGGCAGUCACGGGUGCGUUGAGGGGACACCGUAACGCUAUCCUGUGUCUACUCAACGUGUCAGAUCUAUUAUUCAGUGGGUCUGCUGAUCGGACGGUCAGGAUUUGGCAACGUGGGUUUGACGGGAAGUUUUGUUGUUUGACCGUUUUAGACGGGCAUAGACAACCCGUACGAUCCUUGGUGGCGGACUCGGAUUCACAAGGAUCCGGAUCCGGAUCCGAAUCCAUAAUAAAGGUGUUUAGUGGAAGCUUUGAGGGAGAGAUUAGGGUGUGGAAGGUUGUGGUUUCGAAUCUUGCAAGUCCGAUGUCAAGUCAUCUGUUUAAAUUAAGAUUGUGAUGAAACUGGGUUUGUUCCGUGUAUUUUUACGUUGUGUGCUGUUUCGGUAUGAAAACGUAUGGAAUGGAAUCUUGUUAUGGGUUCUGU
Molecule: messenger RNA, 1440 nt
Organism: Cynara cardunculus var. scolymus (artichoke)
Lineage: Eukaryota; Viridiplantae; Streptophyta; Magnoliopsida; Asterales; Asteraceae
Product: protein JINGUBANG
Exons: 1
Coding region: 1-1353 (450 amino acids)
Molecular function (GO): protein binding
Source: RefSeq, a predicted model, not a curated record